This is a messenger RNA of Sabethes cyaneus, 1389 nucleotides long. RefSeq names its product dihydroorotate dehydrogenase (quinone), mitochondrial-like. The transcript has 3 exons. NCBI's taxonomy places the organism in Eukaryota, Metazoa, Arthropoda, Insecta, Diptera, Culicidae. Gene Ontology annotation, molecular function: dihydroorotate dehydrogenase activity. The record is from RefSeq and is a predicted model, not a curated record. Bases 196 to 1389 code for a protein of 397 amino acids. Gene Ontology annotation, biological process: pyrimidine ribonucleotide biosynthetic process; 'de novo' pyrimidine nucleobase biosynthetic process. Gene Ontology annotation, cellular component: mitochondrial inner membrane; cytoplasm.
ACUUUAGUGUUUAGUUUAGUGUUUAGUUUUUCGUUUUCGGCAUAAAAAGUUAAAGCCAUCAUUAAUAGACAAGAACAACAUAUGAUGGCAUAGAGCAUAAAGUUAAAAGUUUCGCGAAGGAAAGUUUGAAAGUUAAUUUUGCUAAAUUCCAGUACAUAUUAAGUUUUAAAGUUUCACAUACACAACUGCUAAAUCAUGAAUCCAGCUCGCGCCGCUCUAACGGAUAAGCUGCGCUCUCUAUUGAAGGUAACAGCGCUCGGAGCAGCAACCUUUAGCUUCACUUGCCUGUACAAGGGAAAUGAAAGAUUCUACGAAAACAUCUUCAUGCCGAUCGUUCGGCUCGUUCCGCCGGAAACUGCUCAUCAUCUGGCGGUAUUCGGCCUGAAGCUGGGAUUGAUUCGACCCGGAUAUCAAGAUCCGGACAUUCUGCGCACCCAGCUGAUGAAUAUGGUUCUGCGCAAUCCGGUCGGUAUCGCUGCCGGUUUUGACAAACAGGGCGAAGCGGUCUGUGGACUGCAUCUGCUUGGGUUCGGCUUUGUGGAGGUCGGAUCGGUUACGCCCCAGCCGCAGCCGGGAAACCCGAGACCGCGAGUGUUUCGGCUGAAUGAGGAUAAGGCGAUUGUCAAUAGGUACGGAUUUAAUAGUGAUGGCCACAAAGUGGUUUACGAGCGGCUGAAAGAAGCUCGUCAAAAGUGUGGCGAAGAUGUUGUUUUAGGAAUUAAUUUAGGAAAAAAUAAACUUUCAAAGGAUGCGAUCCGCGAUUACGUGAAAGGAGUGAAAAGAUUUAGUGGCUUAGCUGAUUAUCUCGUUAUCAAUAUAAGUAGCCCGAAUACGCCCGGUUUGAGGACUAUGCAAAACAAAAGUACGCUUUUCGUAUUGUUGAGUGAAGUCCUGAAGGCACGGAGUUCCCUGCCGCUGGCAGAACAACGACCUAUUAUGGUGAAACUGGCACCGGACUUGUCCGACGAAGACAUCCAGGAGAUAGUCACAGUUGUAUGCAGCAAAGCAUGUGCCGUCGACGGGCUAAUCGUAUCGAAUACAACCAUCGAAAGGCCAUCUAGUCUGAAGAGUAUCAAUGCCGGCCAGCUGGGCGGCUUGAGUGGGCAGCCAUUGUUCCAAAGAUCUACCCAACUGGUGGCCAAGGUGUACAAAUGGACCGAGGGAAAGAUUCCCAUCAUCGGCGUUGGAGGGAUUUUCAGCGGUCGCGAUGCGUACAAUAAAAUUCUGGCCGGUGCCAGCGCGGUUCAACUAUAUACGGCGUUUAUUUACCAUGGACCACCGAUUGUGAUACGAGUCAAACAGGAGCUUGAGGAGCUGCUGAAGGCGGACGGGUACGACAGCGUGCACCAAGCCGUCGGCAAGGGCGUAGAUCAGAUCUUACAAAGUUGA